Scutellospora calospora is the source of this 205-nucleotide messenger RNA. The record is from the annotation of a GenBank genome assembly. Lineage: Eukaryota; Fungi; Glomeromycota; Glomeromycetes; Diversisporales; Gigasporaceae.
AUAAAUAGACAAUUUAAUACAACAUUUACAGGAAACCAAUGCAAUGAUAGGUUUCAACGUUUGUUAAUGAUGAAAUAUCGCAAUAAUAAAGGUGGUAAAAGCAUCUUUUAUAGAAGGUUGUAUUUUGACGAAUUUAGGACAUUCUUUUGGUUGCAGCCAGAUGAUUCAAAUGAUCACGAGCACAGAUUAAACAUGUCACAUAGAC